UUUGACGACUACGAUGUACACACGGUCGAAGACUACUUCCGUUACAUGGAUGAAUACGUGCAUUGGGUUCCUUACGAGGACCACAGCAGCACCAACGUCUUCCUCCACAUUUGUUUAUUCUACUUCAUCAUCGACCUGCCUCCCGUAUCUCAGUUCCAAGAUCUCAUUGAUCCUUCCACCAAGCCGCCGUAUAGAUGGCUCAGCGACUGGCUGAUCCGAUAUGCCCAGGAGAUGGGUCAGUGGAUGGACCAGCCCGGGUCUAUCACCGAAGAGUCCAUCGACUCCUUCUACGCUGCGGACAAGUACCAUAUGCAGGAUUACCCCCGUGUUAAGUGGAAUACUUUCAACGAGUUCUUCGCCCGGCACAUCAAGAAGGAGUUGCGUCCGGUCGCGCCCGACACUCUCGAGUCGAUCGUGAUCACUAGCCCUGCGGACUGCUCAUACGAUGGGCAGUGGCCAAUCGACGACAAAGCCAACAUCACCACUUUCUCCGUCAAGGGUGUGCCAUGGAGCAUCUCGCAGCUGCUCGCCGACACCGAGCACGGCCCCGCCUUCGCCGGUGGCAUCUUUACACACUCCUUCCUUGGUCCGCAGGAUUAUCAUCGCCAACACGCUCCCGUCUCGGGCAGGAUCAUUGAGGCCAAGGUCAUUCCCGGCAUAUGCUACCUCGAGGUCACGGAGGGUGUCAUUGACGUCUCGCCGCAGGAUAGCCUCGACGCCCCGGACACGGCUGGCUACCAGUUCUUACAGGCCCGCGCUUUGAUCCUCAUCGACAACCCCGACCUCGGUCUCGUCGCUGUGCUCCCUAUCGGCAUGGCGCAGGUCUCGUCCGUCAAGCUCAGCGUUCAGGCGGGUCAGACGGUCGAAAAGGGUGACGAGAUCUCAUUCUUCCAUUUUGGCGGAUCGGACAUCAUCAUGGUGUUCCAGAAGGAUGCG
This is a messenger RNA of Punctularia strigosozonata HHB-11173 SS5, 936 nucleotides long. RefSeq lists its product as uncharacterized. The annotation marks the transcript as partial. The record is from RefSeq and is a predicted model, not a curated record. Gene Ontology annotation, molecular function: phosphatidylserine decarboxylase activity. The transcript is spliced from 2 exons. NCBI's taxonomy places the organism in Eukaryota, Fungi, Basidiomycota, Agaricomycetes, Corticiales, Punctulariaceae. Gene Ontology annotation, biological process: phospholipid biosynthetic process.